UUUUUUUUCCACCCCAUCCUUAUCGAGCAUCAUGGAGGAAUGAAGCGCAUCGGUUAAUUCGCUUCCAGACUUGGCGAAUCACUGCGAUGCGUGCGUGAGCUGGCCACGCUGCUCCAAAACGGAGUAGACGGAGAAAAAAAAAGACAGACGACGACAUGGGUCAAGUUUCACGAAAUCAAGCAUGGUGGCACGUUGGCCACGCUUCGCAUUUCGAUUACCUACCGCACAGUGACCGGGAAUGCCCGUAAAUUUGACGAGUUAUCGAGUGGACAUCCGUUAGACCCAUGAGGGUUUUUGAAAAGCCAGAUACUUGAUUGAAUGUCGCCGCGUGUGCAGAAGAGCUCUGCUUCAAAAACUUUGGAUUCACUAGACUUCCUCGCGCCCAAUAUUCGUAACUCAGGACCCCAUAUUCAUAAAGUACACAUAUCCACCAAUCACAAUUUCUUUGUUUCCCCACUCUCGCCCACAUAAAUAUGCCGCAUUUCUCAAAUGGUGGAUACUACGUACUCAAGGACGCUUUGAACCACGACAACUCUGCCUCUAUAUCCAGCACUACGCUACUCCCGUGUGCAUGCUUUGAUGGUCGUCUCAGGUUAGGCGGUGGGAAGAAUCGUUAGUGACAGGCCACAACGGACCAUUAAGCGACGAUAAUGGAUCACUGAUUUGUGCUUGUCCCACAAGGAAGAGAUUGCAAGGUUGUAACAAGUUGAAUUCCGGAUGACGAAUGGUCCUUGCCCAAUAAUAAAGAAUAAUGGUGCUGUCUUCCCCCCUUCCGUCGUUCAAAUCACAAUUUCGCCUCUCACUCUCAUUUUUUUACAAGUCUUACUUUCUUCAUCAAGAGACAAAUCGUUACCUUGCAAUAACAGUGCGACACGACAUGGUCUUACAGUCUUCUUACUUGGAUACGCAAGAAGGCGACAACUGUUCUUCGUCCAUGCCUCCCUAUCCUGUCGACGCUACCCACCAAUCCCAGGUUGCCUUACAAUCCGCCCUUUCCAUCUUCCUUCCACGCAUAUAACUGUCGAAAGCUGUUCACCGCUGCGGCGAUCAAUGAUGUCGCUUUUUCGCAGGCAAUUGAUGAUAUCACAUCCAGGUAUCAAUACGAUGCCCUCGGUGCACCAUAUCCCCCUGCGGAGCAACUACGUCUCAAUACCUUGGCCAACGAGGUUAAGUCUAGUGCUAAUCAGCUUUAUAAUGCACUGCGUAUGGCUCGAUCUACAGACCUGUCUCAGGAUCAUUCUUCACAAUAAUGCGAAUACUGUUCUCAGGCUUCUAUGUGCUGCACGUGGCGAUAAACGUUGUCGUAGAUAAUUUUCAUACUAGUACAUGUCAUGUUAUUAUUAUCUAUUGGGUAUUCGGAGAAGAAGGGCGACAGCAAUCGUUUCAACUUUAUAUACUCAUAACAAUAUGAUA
Messenger RNA from Cryptococcus deneoformans JEC21, 1413 nucleotides. RefSeq names its product expressed protein. The transcript is spliced from 3 exons. The record is from RefSeq and is a predicted model, not a curated record. Bases 718 to 1311 code for a protein of 197 amino acids. Lineage: Eukaryota; Fungi; Basidiomycota; Tremellomycetes; Tremellales; Cryptococcaceae.